GUUGCGCCCGCUCCGCGCUCCCGCCCAGGCGGCGGCCGACGCGACGCCCCAGGUCUCGGCCCGCCGCCGCCGCCGCGGCCCGGCAAGGCCCCACUGUAGACCUCGGUUAGCAGCAGCCUCUUCCCCUGCGGUCCUGCCUGCUGGGCGCCAGCGCCAUGGCCACGGAGGAGAAGAAGCCCGAGACCGAGGCCGCCAGAGCCCAGCCCACCCCUUCCUCGUCCGCCACUCAGAGCAAGCCCACACCUGUGAAGCCCAACUACGCCCUGAAGUUCACCCUGGCCGGCCACACGAAAGCCGUGUCGUCCGUGAAGUUCAGCCCCAACGGCGAGUGGCUGGCCAGCUCCUCUGCUGAUAAACUCAUUAAAAUUUGGGGCGCGUACGACGGGAAAUUCGAGAAGACCAUCUCUGGCCACAAGCUGGGAAUCUCCGACGUGGCCUGGUCCUCAGAUUCCAACCUGCUCGUUUCUGCCUCUGAUGAUAAGACCUUGAAGAUCUGGGACGUGAGCUCGGGCAAGUGUCUGAAAACCUUGAAGGGGCACAGCAACUACGUCUUCUGCUGCAACUUCAACCCGCAGUCCAACCUCAUCGUGUCGGGCUCCUUUGACGAGAGCGUGAGGAUAUACGUGAAGACGGGGAAGUGCCUCAAGACCCUGCCCGCGCACUCAGACCCCGUGUCAGCCGUUCACUUCAACCGUGACGGGUCGUUGAUCGUCUCCAGCAGCUACGAUGGCCUCUGUCGCAUCUGGGACACCGCCUCGGGCCAGUGCCUGAAGACGCUCAUCGAUGACGACAACCCCCCGGUGUCCUUUGUGAAGUUCUCUCCGAACGGCAAAUACAUCCUGGCCGCCACGCUGGACAACACGCUGAAGCUCUGGGACUACAGCAAGGGGAAGUGCCUGAAGACCUACACGGGCCACAAGAACGAGAAGUACUGUAUAUUUGCCAACUUCUCCGUGACUGGCGGCAAGUGGAUCGUGUCCGGCUCGGAAGACAACCUGGUGUACAUCUGGAACCUGCAGACGAAGGAGAUCGUCCAGAAGCUGCAGGGCCACACAGACGUGGUCAUCUCCACGGCCUGCCACCCGACCGAGAACAUCAUCGCCUCGGCCGCGCUGGAGAACGACAAGACCAUCAAGCUGUGGAAGAGCGACUGCUAGGCGGGGCGGGGCCGGGGCGUGGCCGGGAACGGCGGGGCGGGGCCG
Molecule: messenger RNA, 1202 nt
Organism: Lepus europaeus (European hare)
Lineage: Eukaryota; Metazoa; Chordata; Mammalia; Lagomorpha; Leporidae
Gene: WDR5
Product: WD repeat domain 5
Cellular component (GO): Set1C/COMPASS complex
Molecular function (GO): histone binding
Source: RefSeq, a predicted model, not a curated record